AAAGCGCAGAGGAGACACCGCGGAGAAAAAGAGGGGGAAGAGAAAACAGUUAGAAAAGAAAAGAGAACAUGGGGACAAACAGAUUUAGUUUGUCUGUGGCACUAUCCUCCGGCGCUGGGCUGUAGCUUUCUGGAGUUGAGUCAGAAGCAGCUGCUCCAUUAAGUCAGACAACAUGAGGAUGAGAAUGACAAGGAAUGGAGGAAAUCUUUAGAAAUCCUGCUACUAAACUGCGCCGUGCUGUCGGGUUUAAGGUUACAGCUGAAACAUAAGGACAUAAAAACUGAGGAUGGUGCUCGUGUAACUGAGGGGAGGCCUUCUGCUAUCACACUCGUCGUGGUAUCAGAGUUUUUUUGUUUUUUUUUUCUGAAAAAUUUCCAGAAGAAGGAGGUAAUUUUACUGCAGUGAAUUCCUCUGGACGGGAUGUCAUUCUCAGUCGGGAGGAGCUCCUCCGGCUGACUGAGCCUCCAGCACAGCAGCAGCGUAGCGGGUCGCAGACUGAGAGACGAUGGGAGAUGCGGCAGAUGACAGAGGGAUGAGACGGACCUUUAUCGUCCCCACCAUCAAGAGCUUCGACCACUACGACUUCACUAGGGCCAAGAUAUCAUGCAGUCUGACGUGGCUGGUGGCCAAGGCUUUCGGCUCGGAUGAGAUACCAGAGGAGCUGGCUGAACCUUUCUACAGGGACCAGUACAACCAGGAGCACCUGAAGCCCCCAGUUGCCUGCCUGCUUCAGUCUGCAGAGCUCUACUGCCGUGCAGGAAGCCUGAUCCUCCGCAGCGAUGCUGUCAAACCUCUGCUGGGACACAACGCUGUCAUUCAGGCCCUGGCCCAAAAAGGCCUGUAUGUCACCGACCAGGACAGACUGGUCACAGAGCGAGAUCUGACCAGUACACCCAUACACAUGAGUUCCCAUCUGGCACUCAUUGAUACCCUGAUGAUGGCGUACACUGUGGAGAUGGUGAGUGUGGAGAGGGUGAUGUCCUGCAUCAACAGGUACUCAUCUGCUGAACCCUUACACGGGGAUGGACUUGUCCAAGAGCUGCCAUAUGACACAGAGGAUGCAAUCACCACCUGGAUUAACAAGGUGACUGAACACCUGAGGGACAUCCUUGUGGAGGAGCAGAAAUUAAGAGAGGCUUCCCUCCAAGAGUCAAACGCCACAACACAUAAAGCGCGGUACAGGAGGGAGCAUGCUCAGAGGAGUACUCCGUCGCUCCCUCUGGUGGACAACCUGCUGAAGGAUAACACAGACGGCUGCGCCCUCACUGCCCUUCUGCACUUCUACUGCCCACAGGCCGUCAGACUAGAAGACAUCUGCCUCAAGGAGACCAUGUCUCUAGCUGACAAUCUGUACAACCUCCAGCUGGUGCAGGAGUUUUGUAGGAACAACUUGAACCACUGCUGUCACUUCAGCUUGGAGGACAUGCUCUAUGCACAUGCAUCUAUAAAGAGUAACUACCUUGUGUUUAUGGCUGAGCUUUUCUGGUGGUUUGAAGUAGUCAAGCCGUCAUUUGUACAGCCCAGAGUCUUCGACCCAAACGCUUGUGAGCCUGCAUCAUCCUGUCGAGAUAUGCCUCCUGUGUCCAGUCCUGUCAAACAGAGCUAUGCAGACAGACCAUCCAGCCCAGAAAACAUCCCUGCAGAAGGUGUUAUGAAGAGAUCUACCUCCAUGUCCUAUGUUGAUGGCUGUGUUGGGACGUGGCCCAAAGAAAAACACUCAUCUUCUCGGGGAAUCUCCUUUGAAAUUCCCUUGGAUGGAGAUCCGACAUUGCCACCCUGUGAGCCUCCUUCUGUCCGUGGUAUGACCCGCUCAGCCAGUAGUGAUGGUCUGGGAUUCAAAGUUCACUAUGCAUCCAGAGGAGGCAUGAAACGCCACCUCUCCAUCACGCCCGUCAAUAUGAAUGGACAGGAUAAACAUAUACCCGAGGAGGAUGAGGACUUCACUUCCCACAAGCCCUUGGGGCGGAACAACACAUUUUCAGUCAAGAGCCAAAGCAGGUACUCCAAUGGAGUGUUACCCGACAGCAGCAGCCCCAAUAAACACCAUGGCAACCACACCGGCCAAAUCAGCCCAUCAACUCCCCCAAGCAUCGAAGAGGCCCUCAAGAUUAUCCAUGACACAGAGAGGCCCCAUGCCAGCAUGGGCAUUGGAGAAGGAGACAGUGGCUUUUUUCUACAUGGUGCAGAGCCUUUGGACCCUCCAGGGGCCCAAGGCCCAGGAGAUGACCCCAGUUCUGCUAAGGCACGGCUGAAUGACCGUGACCCCAACUCUGCAUCCACUGAUGAAAUUGACACAGGCAUCCAUGUGCGGACUGAGGACAUCCAAAGCUUGGACGAGGACUCUUCAUCUCUGAGAGAUUAUUCAGAUAUAGAUCCAGACUGUGAGGCCACAACCCGGUCAUGUCCGCUGCCUGGCAGGCCAGAGAAGGAGAGAAGUGGGGAAGGAGGAUGCAAGGGGGUUGGUGAAGCUAACCCUAAGAGUGAAAGGGGAGAUGACAGAAGCAGCCCCUGUCCGAGUUCAGUGCCUACACUCCCCAGAUCACACACAGUUAGUCCAGUCUCAUCAUCAGGGGGGUCCGGUGGUGGUCUGGUGCGGAUGACGAGCUUUGCAGAGCAGAAGUUCAGAAAAUUAGAGGGAAGAAGCAGCGGAGGAACCACACCAGAGAGUUCUGAUGUCAAUGUGCCAUAUACACAACCAACGAAAACCAUUUCUUCUCAGUUUUCUGCGCCUCCCCUGCCAAUCACCUCACCCUCCCCAGUAACUCCUUCACCAAGAGACCCUUCCCACCUCAUAGCUUCAGAGAUGAUUCAGCUGAGGAUGAAGCUAGAAGAGAAACGUAGAGCCAUUGAAGCCCAAAAGAAGAAGGUGGAGGCAGCUUUUACUCGACAUCGCCAGAAAAUGGGCCGAACAGCUUUUCUGAAUAUAGUUAAAAGGAAAGGUGUGACAACACCCCUCAGUUCAAACUCAGGAGGGGCAGAAACAGCUUCACCAGAACCAAUCUCGUCCCCGAAGCAGAAGAGCCAGGGCAGCUUGGAGCAGACAGAGCGGUGCAAACCAGACGGAGCAGCUCCCAAAUCCCCUUGUGAAGAGAACGGCGGUGGUGUGACACCAGGAGAAGUCGACCUUGCAGAAUACACACGCUCCAUUGAGAGGCUGAACACGUCACUGGGUUUUCUGCAGACAGAGAUGCAGCGUUUAGCCCAGCAGCAGGAGAAAAUCAUGGCAAUGAGAGACCAACAGCAGCAAGCGUGGGUCAUACCGCCUCCUGCUCCAUCUCCUCAUAGGCAGCUACGUGAGUUGCGCAGUAGCAGCGUAACUGGACGUGGAUCAGGCAGAGGCUCGGUUGGGUCAUUAUCCCCAAUCCUGUCGUCUACUGGGUCCCCCCGCACCACCAAUCGUUCCCCUGCCGGCAUCAAGCGAAGACCAGCCUCCUUCCAUGCCAGAACACCUCGGACCCCACGUCCAAAUGAUCUAAAGGUCACUCCCUUCAGCCGGAUGCUGAACACCCCCACCUCAGUGGACAGCUUACCCAGACUUAGGCGUUUCACCUCAAGCCAAAGCCAGCACAGCUCUUUUUCCUACCUCGGCCAUGACGCCGAACCUGGAGGAAGAAACAAUCAAGACACCAAGGAAAACAAGGACCACUCCAAGAACAGAGAGGAGAUGAAAAGUGAUGAAAAAGCAGCCAAAGAAAAGGAGCAACAGGAGUUAAGGACAGAGUUAACUGGAGCGGUUAAACAGUCGAAGACGACAGAGGUGUUGAGUCAGCCGGUGUCUGAGAUUAAAGGGGGUGCAGGCAGCCGAGUUCAGGGAGAACCCCAGGAGAGGAGAGACCUGGUGGAGGUGCCUCUUUCUGAGCUGAAGCCUCUAGAUGGUGAAGACCAGCAGACGGCAGGGGAAACAGGAGGAGAAAAUUAUGGAGAAGACCAGAAGAUGUGCUGUGGAUUCUUUUUUAAGGAUGACGUGAAAGCUGAGGAGGACAUGGCAGCAAAGAAAGCAGCUCUGCUGGAGAAGAGGCUGCGGCGAGAGAAGGAGGCUCAGGAGAAGAAGCAACAACAGGAGCUAGACCAGGAGGAGAAAAGGGAAGCUGCCCGGUUAAAAGCAGAGGAGGAGCAGCAGAAGAAGGACGACGAGAAGGCGAGGAGGGAAUACAUCAAAAAUGAAUAUCUGAGGAGAAAGCAGCUCAAACUGAUGGAGGACAUGGAUGAGGUCAUCAAGCCUCGAUCUGGAAGUCUCAAGAAAAAGCCACGGCCUAAGUCAAUCCACAGGGAUGUCAUGGAUACGUCUACUCCUCCUGUGAGGGGAACAGGGGUUCGUCCUCGUGGCUUCUCAGUGUCCAGCGUCUCUUUGGCAUCCCUGAAUCUGGCUGACAAUGACAGAGACCACUCAGAUAACAGGAAGAACAACAGAGGCAACAAACUUGCUUCUGCCCAUGUCCCGUUUUUUUUAAGCUCUCCCAAAGAAAGAAAGGGAAGACCGGACUCGGCAGAGGGCUUUUCUUCCUGCCCUUCAGCUGGUAGUCGUAAUGGAGAGAAAGACUGGGAAAAUGAUUCGACCACCUCCUCAAAUCCCUCCAACAAUGAGUACACAGGACCCAAACUAUAUAAGGAGCCUAGUGCCAAGUCUAACAAGCACAUCAUCCAGAAUGCCCUGGCUCACUGCUGCCUGGCUGGCAAAGUCAAUGAAGGGCAGAAAAACAAGAUACUUGAUGAAAUGGAGAAAUCAGAAGCCAAUAACUUCCUGGUGUUGUUCCGUGAUUCUGGAUGCCAGUUCAGGUCUGUAUACACUUACUGCCCCGAGACUGCGGAGAUCACCAAACUGGCUGGCAUCGGCCCAAAAACUAUCACAACCAAGAUGAUCGAGGCCCUGUACAAGUACAACUCCGACAGGAAGCAGUUCAGCAAGAUCCCAGCCAAAACCAUGUCUGCUAGUGUGGACGCCAUCACUAUCGCCAGCCAUCUGUGGCAGACCAAGAAGCAGGGGACGCCCAAAAAACACCCAAAGUAGUAGCAGAUGCUGAGGGAACAUCUGCACUUGCUGCCUUGGAACACACAGAAGUCUUUUGGAAUAUUUCUUUUCAUUAGAGGGACUCUCGUUCCAAUUGUGGUACAUCACAACUAGAACAUCAAACACGAUGUCACAGAUAGCAUGUGUAACAAUAUUAUCAUGUGCCAAAAAAUAAAAAGAAGAUAACAGGUAAGACAAUGCCUUACCUAGUUGAACCACUGAAGCACUGAAUGUCACGCCUCUCAGAGGCAGUUUGGUUUCUCUAAGUUGAUCAUGUGUGGCCUUAUGCUUGUUUUGUGUCAUGUGGAUGCACCGUGGGUGUUAGUGUCAUUUUGUGCGUGCCUGUUGAAGAAGUCCAUUUGUAUUGUGUACACACAAGUGUGGGAUGAGAUUGUGCUCCCUCUGCAGUCAUUUGGAAGGGUCACCCAUCUGUGAUCAGAGGCAGCAUUUUUGAUGCGAGGUUUUGCUGCUAUGCAGGCAUGUCAUUUUGCUUUUAUACAUGUUACUGACAACCUAUAAACAGGUAAAAUUUGUGUAUGUGUGCACAGUGAAGUGCCAAGCAGUGUGUGGGGCAUACCUCAGCUGGUGAUUUCAAUUACUUUCCUAUAGUGGGAGGUGAAAAGAUUAUUGAGCACGUGGAGUACCAUCGAACCAUUCUGUAAAGCACCUGCAAUAGAGUCUUAAUUUAUUUGAUUUUGAUAAUGAUUUCAAGAUAUUUUUUAAAAAAAAGCAUCUUACAUUUUAUUCAGAGAGCUGUAAUACACUAUAUAAGUUAAAUUAGUUUGUAUAUAAUGGCAGUUCAAUUCAAAAUGAACAAGUCAGCUUGUAGUAGCGUUUUAGUAGCAUUUAUAAUUUAACAUGUAUGUGUACCAGUACGAUGUUUUGGGGCCUUUUAUUGUGCAGCAAUGCAAAAAGUGUGAUCACUCAACAGUUUCACCAAUAGCAGUAUCAUGAAGAGUAGACUAGAUGGAAAUCCAACACUGUGUCAUCAGUUUGUGCAAUUUGAUAAGUCAUAAAUGUUACCAUUGACUAAGUUGCAGAUAGAAUAAGCAAAUACUCAAAUUGUCACUUCAAUGGGGUUACUGUUGUAACUGUUAGCUUCAGAUUUCCAUAAAAGUACUUCACAAUUGUAAAUGAAAAGAACAAACUCACCAAUGAUAGCACUUCAAGACCCUCUUCACUGUUGUCUAGUCAAAGAUGUUUUUGCAUCUGGACUGUCAUCCUUUUUACUUUACUUUUACUUUGUUUAUAUUUUUUAAUCAUGCAUCCUUCAUGUGUUGACACUGUACAGAUAUAUUUUGGCAUAUAGAAGUAUUUUUUGUAACAACAUUUAUCAGGUGGAAGUGUGUACUAAUGAAGCAGUACAGUUGUUGAAGGACGUGUGUUGGAUGCAAAGUGUAGCCCAGGUAUCUGAAGUCUUUGAGGCUUUGUUGCGGUGUUAUAUGAAAUCAAGUAUACUGACCCUUUUUUCUGAACCCUGAAUUUAUUUUCUUUGCAAUUAACAAACUAUGCUCUGUUGUUCAUGGAUUUUUGUUGGUUUUUUUUUCUAUUUCAUUGAGCUAUUAAAAUGCCAGCUAUCAACAGUG
Molecule: messenger RNA, 6594 nt
Organism: Melanotaenia boesemani (Boeseman's rainbowfish)
Lineage: Eukaryota; Metazoa; Chordata; Actinopteri; Atheriniformes; Melanotaeniidae
Gene: camsap2b
Product: calmodulin regulated spectrin-associated protein family, member 2b
Exons: 22
Coding region: 506-5008 (1500 amino acids)
Biological process (GO): neuron projection development; negative regulation of microtubule depolymerization; cytoplasmic microtubule organization
Cellular component (GO): microtubule minus-end
Molecular function (GO): spectrin binding; microtubule minus-end binding; calmodulin binding
Source: RefSeq, a predicted model, not a curated record